GAUCCCCUGCUCCACAGUUCUGGCCGCUGUUCCAGUGCGCACGGACGUGACUCCAGUUUCCUCCGCUCUCUACUCUCUGCUCUCCCUCCCUUUCCCCUUUCUCGCUCUUCCUUUUCUCCCGGUCUCUCGCUCCAGCUCCACCCGGCCGGCUCCACACGGCUCCGGGUAGCCAUGGAGGACAUCACGCUCCAUAUCGUCGAGCGUCCGUUUUCCGGGUUCCCCGAUGCUGCCGAGGACCCGGAGCCCUCCCCGGUGGCGGCGCCAGCAACCGAGGAGCCGUCGGGGACCGGCUCUGAGGAGCUGAUCAAGUCGGACCAGGUGAACGGCGUGCUGGUGCUGAGUCUUCUGGACAAAAUCAUCGGCGCCGUCGACCAGAUCCAGCUGACCCAAGCCCAGCUGGAGGAGCGGCAGGCGGAGAUGGAGGGCGCGGUGCAGAGCAUCCAGGGUGAGCUGAGCAAGCUGGGGAAGGCCCACGCCACCACGAGUAACACCGUGAGCAAACUGCUGGAGAAGGUGCGCAAGGUCAGCGUCAACGUGAAGACCGUGCGCGGCAGCCUGGAGCGCCAGGCCGGUCAGAUUAAGAAGCUGGAGGUCAACGAGGCCGAGCUGCUGCGGCGCCGCAACUUCAAAGUCAUGAUCUACCAGGAUGAAGUGAAGCUGCCUGCUAAAUUGAGCGUCAGCAAGUCGCUGAAAGAGUCAGAGGCGCUGCCAGAGAAGGAAGGUGACGAGCUGGGCGAGGGCGAGCGGCCCGAAGAGGACGCAGCUGUGCUCGAGCUCUCCUCUGAUGAGGCUGUGGAGGUGGAGGAGGUCAUCGAAGAGUCCCGCGCCGAGCGCAUCAAGCGCAGCGGGCUGCGGCGCGUGGAUGACUUCAAGAAGGCCUUCUCCAAGGAGAAGAUGGAGAAGACCAAGGUACGCACCCGUGAGAACCUGGAGAAGACCCGUCUCAAGACCAAGGAGAAUCUGGAGAAGACGCGGCACACGCUGGAGAAGCGCAUGAACAAGCUGGGCACACGCCUGGUCCCCGCUGAGCGGCGUGAGAAGCUCAAGACCUCACGCGACAAGCUGCGUAAGUCGUUCACGCCCGACCACGUGGUGUACGCCCGCUCCAAGACCGCAGUGUACAAGGUGCCACCCUUCACCUUCCACGUCAAGAAGAUCCGCGAGGGUGAGGUAGAGGUGCUGAAGGCCACCGAGAUGGUGGAGGUGGGUCCUGAGGAGGAGGAGGGCGGUGCAGAGCGUGGCGAGGCCUCCGACCUGCUGCGCGGGAGCAGCCCCGAUGUGCACACGCUGCUGGAGAUCACCGAAGAGUCGGACGCCGUGCUGGUGGACAAGAGCGACAGCGACUGAGCAGGAUCCGCAGGGCCCUGUCACUCCCAGCCCCUAAGCCACCAAUCUUCUUUCCCUUUCAAACUUUCUCUUUCGCACUCUUCUCAGCCCCAACCUGGCUGAGUUUUGUUUUUUUUUUAAAUUGAAAGCACCUCCCCUGCAAAUCACAACGGUUAAUCCCAGGGCAGGCGGCCCCCACCGUGGACAGCCUCAGUUUGGACAUAGUCUGGGUAGGGAUGGUUACCCAAGCCAGUGAUCCUAGAGGAAGUUACUUGGUUGGGCCCCGUGAGGGACUGCCUACCCCUCAGCCUCCCCGCCACACCCUCCCACCCAGCUGUGUCAUUCCUGCUCACUGAGCUCUUCUUCACCCCUGGAGGCUCUGAAGCCAGAAUUAUUGUCAGUGGAAGGAGUAAAUCCUAAACAGGAUCCUUACCCUCACUGGAGGUCUCCUACUAAAAGACUUGAGGGUCUUUGGAGAAAACUUGAGGCAAAUUGGGAGAGGCAGAGUGAACCUUGACCCUGGAUGAGGAUCCGGCACAGUUCUGUCUGCAAAGGGUCCCAACCAGGAAGGCUGGAGGCCAGCGGAGCCUGAGGAAUGAGGGGAGGGGUAGAAACACACGGUAGAGGAGGGGCACUUUUUCAUAUCUAUUUGUCUGCACACAGGAGCCCGUGGCUAUGGCUUAUGGGAAGGAGAAUGGGAAAAUAAGAAAGGGUGGAAAUGGGUGAAGAGAGGAUUAGCAGCACAAGGAUACACAGGACAAGAAUCCGAUAUAACUGGGGUCCCAGGACAGCAGGGCCAUUUUCAAGACAAGGAGAGAGGGCAGCAUGAGAAAGCGAUGAUGCAAAGAGGAGGGAGAGAUAAGCCUCACUGGAUCCUUUAUUUGGGGUCUGGGUGCUGUCCUCAGGGAAAAUCUAGUUCCCCAAGUUCAGGAAAUUAAAGAUUCCCAGAAGGGGGCAGCAGCAGACUGUGGAGAGCUGGAAGUUAGGAGGGAAGCCGGCUGGAAAGAGCAGGGAGCAAACAGCCAGGCCCUGAGCAGACAGUUGGAGGGAAAGUGGGGAAGCAGGACAGGGUAGAGCAGCCAGGCUCCUCCUGGCAGCUUCUACUUCAGAUUCUUCCCUAGGGCUAGUAUCUAAACACUAUAGAACUUGCCCACACCUCUCUGGGUUUCUUGUCUUUGGGGAAGCCCUUCCUGAAACUUAGGGGGUACAGGGGGCACUGCAGUUUGAGGCUUGAUUUCUGUAGUCUACUGACCAGGUUCACCUGUUCCUCCUCAUUAAAGGCUGUCAGAAGUAAGGACAACCCUCUACCCAUGUCACACCCCAAAGGAUGGCUGGAGGCUUCACCCUUCUCCACCUCAUCUUCCUUGCUCUGCCUUUUUUUUUAAAGAAUCGCAGCUAAUUGUUUUAAGGGGGUGGGAGGGAUCCUAGGGACACAAACCUUUUAUACUUUUUUUUUUUUCUUUUCCUUUUCUUGGUUCCCUUUUCUGACGGGUUAGAUACAAGUCAGCUGAGGGAGGAUGAGGAUUGUGGGACGAGGUCCCUUGGUGCUGAGGGGCUGAAGGGGCCUGAGUUGUUGGCAGAUGCAGUUUCCUGUGGGCUCUGAGGAGCCCCUCAUAUUGCUGUGUCCUGGUGAGCAGCCUGACCAAUAAACCUGCUUUUCUAAAA
Molecule: messenger RNA, 2991 nt
Organism: Castor canadensis (American beaver)
Lineage: Eukaryota; Metazoa; Chordata; Mammalia; Rodentia; Castoridae
Gene: Cavin1
Product: caveolae associated protein 1
Biological process (GO): transcription initiation at RNA polymerase I promoter; termination of RNA polymerase I transcription
Cellular component (GO): caveola; cytoplasm
Molecular function (GO): rRNA primary transcript binding
Source: RefSeq, a predicted model, not a curated record